AUGCCCUGUGGCCCCACGGGACCCCUGACCUGGCCGAGGGGUGGGUGGUGGAGGAAUCUGGCCUUGCCCAGGGGCCUCAGGGUCACUGUCCCCACAGAACAUGGCCUUGCCGACCCCCACGGGCCUUUGUCUCCUCCUGCUCAGUCUUGGCUGUGUGAUACCCUGUGAGGUCCACGCUGCUGGGACCAGGCAGGGUGUCUUAGCGAGGAGGCUGCGUAGUGACUUCAGGGACCUUAAACCGUCGGCUGUUUACCGGAAGGCCCGGCAGGCCCAACCACAGCAGGCCAGGCAGGAAGAGCCAGGCUGCCCCCCAGGGAAGGAGGUCCAAGAGGUGGACGAGAUGCUGGUCCUCUACUCCGACGCCGAGCUGCAGGCCUGUGUGGACGGCACCCUGUUGGCCACGCAGCUGGACCGGGUGGAUGCCCUGCCCUUCACCUAUGGGCAGCUUGCCAGUCUCAAGCGCAAGCUGGACCAGGCCUACCCCGACGGCUACCCCAAUGACGUGAUCCAGAGACUGGGCUCCUUGUUCCCGCUGGUCACUCCUGAGGACAUCGGCAAGUGGGACGUGAAGUCCGCAGAGAUGCUGGAGAGCCUGCUCCGAGCCACGAAGGGGCCGAAUUCGGAGGCUCAGGUGGCUGCCCUGAUAGCCCGCUAUGUGGCGGGUGGGGCCCAGGUGGAUGAGGGCGCCCUGGGCACUGUAGCUACCAUCCAUCCUGCCUCUCUGUGCCUCUUCAGUCCCGAGCAGCUCAGCCUCCUGCAGCCCCGCCUCCUCUGGGAGGUGGAUCCUGGGGCCUUGAAGGACUGUCCACUGCCACAGAAGGAGGCCCUAUACAGCAAGGCUCAGCUUGCCUUCCAGAACCUCUCUGGGCCCAGCUACUUGGAGAGGAUGCGGCCUUACCUGGGGGGGGCCACCACGGAGCAGCUGCGUGUUCUCAGCCAGAAGAACAUCAGCAUGGACAUGGCUACUUUCAAGGAGCUGAGGCGAGAGGCCAUAUUGCCCCUGACGGUGGCUGAGGUGCGGGGACUGCUGGGGCAGAACGUGGGGAACCUGAAGGCCGAGGAGUGGCACAGCCCCGUGUGGGACUGGAUUGUGCAGCAGAGGCAGGAGGAUCUGGACACGCUGGGGCUGGGGCUGCAGGGCGGCAUCCCCAAUGGCUACCUGCUCCUGGAACUGGGUGACCGGGGGGCCCGAGGGGCCUAUGGGAGGCAUGGCUAGCUGGCCGGGCUGUGCACGCCCCACUGUAUGGAGGUCCUCUCAGGGGCCCUGCCUCCCCAGACCUGGACCUGUGCCGGCCACCCUCCUAGCAUCAACCCUGAGUUAACCAUUGCCCUGAAACCCCACCUGGCAGAAAGGGGCCACCCAUCCCACCCCACCCCGGAGCCUCAAUAAAGGGUCAUGUCCCCGCAGAUGUAA
Molecule: messenger RNA, 1414 nt
Organism: Echinops telfairi (small Madagascar hedgehog)
Lineage: Eukaryota; Metazoa; Chordata; Mammalia; Afrosoricida; Tenrecidae
Gene: MSLN
Product: mesothelin
Exons: 9
Coding region: 101-1216 (371 amino acids)
Biological process (GO): cell-matrix adhesion
Cellular component (GO): cell surface
Source: RefSeq, a predicted model, not a curated record